Molecule: messenger RNA, 2331 nt
Organism: Prorocentrum cordatum
Lineage: Eukaryota; Dinophyceae; Prorocentrales; Prorocentraceae
Source: the annotation of a GenBank genome assembly
AUGCCUCGGCCAGCGAUCGGCAUCUUUGAGGGCUGGGACGCCGACCUCUACGAGGGCCCCCUCGGCUUCCUCGGGCCUCCCGAGGACGAGGGCUUCCAUGGGGACGUCGCCGCGGCCUUCCGCGCGCCGGCGGGCUCUGCGGAGGUCCGCGGGGCUCCGUCCAAGGCGGCGGAGCUGCUGAGGCGGGCGUCUCUUGCUGCCCAGAUGGAGCAGGAACGCGACGCUGCGCAGGACAUGCUCUUCGCAGCGCUUCCUGCCGAGGGUGCGGGCGACUCCAGCAUGGACCCCGCAGGAGAAGUCGCCUUCGCACCUGUGCAGCCCCACGCGAUGCUGGCUGACGAGCCCAUGCCGUGGGCGGCCGGCAGCCACGGGGCGCUCGGCUCCACGAAGCUGCCCGGCGGCAGCGACGCCGACGUGCGGGAGCUGACGGCGCAGGCGCCCAAGACGCUCAGACGUGCGCUGUCCUUCCGCGCCUCGAUGCGGGGCGGCCUCGUAGCGAUGCCCGUGGUGCGGUCUGGCCCGGGCGGCGCGUUCCGCGUGCAGCUGCUGCGGCUGGACCCCUGCGGCCUCUACGGGUCGACGGCAGAGGAGCCCGAGGAGGUUGAAAUUGCAGCCGCAGUGCGCAGCGGCGUGGAGCUUCUGGAGGCGCAGGUCCAGGCCCAGGGCGUCGCCGCAUCGUCAUGGUCUGGAGAUGCCGCCGUGCCUCGGCUUCUCGUUCCUGGGUGCUUCGACGCGAAGGUGCUGCUGGAGAAGUACCUGGACCUCGGAGCAGGAGCUCUGGGAGAGCAUGCCCACGACGCCUUCACGCUCGUCGCGGCCCUUUCCAUCACUGGCGAGCACGGCGCCCAGAGGUCGAUGCUCACGUGGCCAAACGAGGAGCAUUCCGAGGUGCGGCAGGCGGUGCGGCAGUUCAGCAUGUGGCUCUCCCGCACGAAUUAUCGGAAGGUCAGAGCCCACCUCGAGGACUGCUCGAGCCGUCGCGGCUUCUCCAGGGUCUUGGAGCUCGGGCCAGGGGCCGGUCUGGCCGCGGCUGACGCCUCGCUGGACGCCGUGUACCACCACCUGGCCGCGAACUCCGUCCAGGGUGCGUUGCAAGAGCUGCGCAGGGCGGGCGGCGGCUCUUCGGCGGCUUCGCGCGGCCACUUCGACCGCCUGGCCGCGGUCCUGUCGUCGUGCGGCGGCAGCAGCGCGCCCUGCUUGGCACGGCGCUGCUGGCUGCGGAAGCAGCUCGAGGAGUGGCGGGAGCAGGGGGUGAACAAGUUGAUGGGGCCUGCCCUGUGGCGGAUCUACAGCCUGCUCGCUGGCGAUAUCGACGAUGUGGUGGCCGAGUCCCUCGACUGGCGCGCCGGUUUCGGCAUGUUCUUCUGGUACGGCUCGCCCGUUUCGGCCGGUGGCGAGCGCGAGCUCCGCAAGCACGCGGAGUUCCGGAAGAGCGUCUGCGAUUUUGAGAAGUGUGCCGCACGGCAUGGGCGCAGCUGCAGUUUCUGGCCCGCUCCGCCACGUUCUGGCAGCAGCGGCGCCCACGACCUGUGCUUCGGCAUCAUCCGUGCCGCGGUAGGUCUGGCGGACUGGACGGACUGCGCGCUGUACGACUACACCACGUGCUCGGCGCGGCCCUUGGACGUCGCGUGCUCGUGGCACUGUGCGUUGUUGCUUUUUACCUUCUGCGGUGGGGAGACAGGCUGCGAGAGUUUCCAGCUUCUUACCCAGCAGUACUGCCUCCUCCUCGAGAUGGCUGGGCUCUGGGAGUGGGCCGUGUACGUGGCUCUCUUCGUCUGGGAUGUGCGCGCCCGCAGCAUCAUCAUCCGGAGGCUGCUGCAGCGCCGCGCGCAGGCGGCGAGCCUGGAGGACCUGCAGCCGGUGCUGCAGCCGCAGUGGGCCGGCGUGCCGGUCGCCUGGCUCUGGCAGGCCCAGGCGCUGCGGAGCCAGGCGGCCGAGGACUGGCCGAGCGCGGUGGCCUGCUGGUUGCAGAGCGGGGGCGACGGCGGCAAGCGCGCGGCGAUCGCUGCGGUCGGCUUCCUGCAGGGCCCGGUGCUCCUCGGUCACGCCGUUGCUUCCGCGGAGCGGGACCUCGUGGCGGCGGUGUCCCUGGCCCCGAUGACUCCGCCCGCGCUGUGGCUGCUCUCCGUGCUCGAGGAGCUGGAGACGACCUUUCGGAGCUGGCCUUCAGAGGUUUGGUCCGAGACGGGGCAUGACGCUCUUCGCCUUAUGCGACGCUGGAAGGAGCACGAUGUGGCUAUGCCUCAUUUUCGGCCCUCAAACAUUGUGGAGUUCUACAGCAAGUGCAACAUGCUGCAGAGGCAUUUGCUUGGAGCUCCGUGGCAGCGAUGA